GAACAAGCCUGUACACUCCUUACCAAAUGCCGCGUAAAACCGCACGUAACGUUCUGCAUUAUUUUAGAUAAAGUUUUUCUGAUGCAAGGUGUAUUAUAAUGAGUUAUUUUGCCCUGUCUUUUUUAUUAUUUUUUACAUAUUAUUUUUGGGUAAAACGCAGAGCUCGGCAAUUUCCUUUUUAACACAGCCGUCCAAUCACAGUGGAGAAGAAGCGGGCAAACACUACAUUGACCAACAGAAAAUGUGACACAAGAAUCUAAUUUGUUAUUAAGCGUGCCGUGAUGACGUCGUUGGGAAGUAGUAGUUCCUCCACAACGGAGUACACUGUACGAGUCCCUAAAAACACCAAUAAAAAAUACAACUUAAUGGCUUUCAAUGCAGGUGACAAAGUCAGCUGUUCCGCAUGGACUCAGGCCCGUAUGGAGCGGGACAUGAGUAAUCGACGGAUAUACGGAGAGGAUGAGAGUCAGGACGGUGCAGCAGGCAGUGAGUUUGGAAAGAAACAGAGAGAGGAGUCACGGAGGAAGAAGUACGGCAUUGUUACAAAGGAGUUCAAAGUGGAGGACCAGCCCUGGAUCCUUAAAGUGAAUGGCAAGGCAGGAAAAAGAUUCAAGGGUCUGAAAAAAGGCGGAGUAACAGAAAAUGCUUCCUACUACAUAUUUACGCAGUCUGCCGAUGGUGCCUUUGAGGCGUUUCCCGUGCAUGCCUGGUACAACUUCACACCACAGGCCAAGCACCGUACACUCACAGCCGAGGAGGCAGAGGAAGAGUGGGGCAGGAGAAACAAAGUGGUAAACCACUUCAGUAUCAUGCUUCAGCGUCGUUUCCGGGAGCAAGAGCGAGGAGACGAGGAUGAGGAAGAGGGAGAGAAAGGGGGAAAGAAAAAGAAAAAGAAGGGAGGAGACCUGCGCAUACAUGACUUGGAGGAUGACUUGGAGAUGAGCAGCGAUGACAGUGACGGCAGCAUGGGAGAGGAUGAUGAGGGCAAAACAAAAGCCAAGAAGGAGAAGGGUCCCAAAGGCAAGGGAAAGAAGAAGAAAAAGGGCGGUGAUCUAGAAGGAAUUGAGGACAGUGAUGAUGGGGACUUUGAGGGAGUGGAAGUGGACUACAUGUCUGAUGAGAGCAGCUCUGAAGACGAGGAGCCAGAGAAGACGAAGCCAAAUAAAGGAGAAGAUGUACCUAAAGGGAUUGAUGAAGCUUCAGAUAGUGAGGAAGAGAGCGAGGAGGAGAACAAGAAUGAGGAAGAUGCCAAAGAGGAAGAAGAGGAGGAAGAUGAGAAGAAGACACCAGUUCAGGUGGAAAAGAAGAAAAAGAAAGACAGUAGUGGCGAAUCGGACAGCUCAGAGGAAAGUGAUAUUGAUGGAGAGGCAGCUUCAGCAUUGUUUAUGAAGAAACGCACACCUCCCAAGCGAGGGGGCGGCCGUGGCUCAGCAGGUAGUUCAAAAACAGGAAGCCGACCUGGGACACCUUCUAUUGACAAUGCUGCCACUUCCAAUACUCUGCGUGCCGCUGCCAACAAACUGGAGCAAGGUAAGCGGCAGACUACCAUGCCCAGCUCAGAGACUCCAGCUGCUAAGAGAUUGAAAAUGGAGCCCAGUCCACAGAGCUCUUCAGGAAAGAGUACUCCACAGCCCGCAUCAGGGAAAUCCACCCCCUGCUCCAGUGACGUGCAACUGACAGAGGAUGCCGUACGCAGGUAUCUCAUCAGAAAGCCCAUGACCACUAAAGACCUUCUAAAGAAGUUCCAGACUAAGCGUACAGGCCUCAGCAGUGAGCAGACAGUCAAUGUGCUCGCUCAGAUUUUAAAGAGGUUGAACCCUGAGAGGAAGAACAUCAACGACAAGAUGCACUUCUACCUCACAGAAUGAGCUCAGCAGAGAAGGGAAGAGGAGUGUCACUGACUGCAGCUGCUGCUGAAGCUCAUCACCAGCAGCCUCUCCCUUAAGAAUAAAGUUAGUUUAAGACCUGCUUGGUCAACAGUCACUUUUCUUAGUGUCAUUUUGCUUUUUCCAACAAGCAAUUGUAAAAGUAGUGCUUGAAUUCUGUAACUCAAUAACAGAGAAGUGCACAGAAAAGUAGCAAAAGACAAAGGAAAUAAUAACAGAGAGUAGAACUCUAUAUAAAGCUACAAAAAGUUUGGAAAAUUAAGACAGAUUCAUGGCUCUUAGUGUUGAGCAUUUGUAAUUGAAUAUCACAGAGUGGUCUCUCAGCAAAACCUGUUGAAUUUUGAGAAGGAUACAGAGAGGAUGCAAGUUCAGGGAGAGGGUGGUAUCAUAAUAAAUAUCUAAGUAAAAUA
This is a messenger RNA of Triplophysa dalaica, 2296 nucleotides long. RefSeq names its product general transcription factor IIF, polypeptide 1 (gene gtf2f1). The record is from RefSeq and is a predicted model, not a curated record. Gene Ontology annotation, cellular component: nucleus; transcription factor TFIIF complex. Gene Ontology annotation, molecular function: RNA polymerase II general transcription initiation factor activity; DNA binding; TFIIF-class transcription factor complex binding. NCBI's taxonomy places the organism in Eukaryota, Metazoa, Chordata, Actinopteri, Cypriniformes, Nemacheilidae. Gene Ontology annotation, biological process: transcription initiation at RNA polymerase II promoter; positive regulation of transcription elongation by RNA polymerase II. The transcript has 14 exons. Bases 282 to 1868 code for a protein of 528 amino acids.